Molecule: messenger RNA, 2158 nt
Organism: Sardina pilchardus (European sardine)
Lineage: Eukaryota; Metazoa; Chordata; Actinopteri; Clupeiformes; Clupeidae
Gene: ankrd16
Product: ankyrin repeat domain 16
Exons: 7
Coding region: 269-1378 (369 amino acids)
Molecular function (GO): protein binding
Source: RefSeq, a predicted model, not a curated record
UCUGACCAGCAUGUGUAUGUCAUAUAUUUGCGACUUCACUCAACUGUAAUAUGGUAAAUAUACAACCGCGGAGUUAGUUUUACAAACAUCAGGAAUUACUUUACGUUUAACAUCAGGAUUUUUCUUGUUUUACCGCGUCUGCAUGUUGGCGUGGCAUCGCGUGGCUGUCGCAAUAAUGGUGAAGAAAGCUGUCAGCAAACCUGUGAUAUUGUGGUGACUGAUUAAUGCAUAGUUCUAGCCGACGUCUGUGCAAGUUGAGUGUCUUAAAAUGGAAAAUACCUCAAAUAACCUAAUUAAAUUUGUCCAAGAAGGAAAGCUAUGCCUGCUCAAAGAAGAACUCGAAGCUAAUGUCGAUAUCCGACAUUCGGUUAUUAGUGGGCAUUUUGGAAGGUCUGGUGACACGCUCCUACAUUAUGCAGCCAGACACGGACACUUAGAUAUUUUGACAUAUUUAGUUGAAGUCGUAGACAUGGACAUCGAGUUGUACAACAACGAUUACAAGAGACCACUCCACGAAGCGUCCUCGAUGAGCCAUGCACCCUGCGUGUGUUACCUCUUAGAAAAAGGAGCUAAAGUGGACAGUUUGAAAAAGGCAGAUUGGACACCAUUGAUGAUGGCGUGCACUAGACGCAGCCUAGAGGUCAUUGAGCUGCUGCUGAAGUGGGGUGCCAAUCUCUCUCUGAAGAACAAAGAUGGCUGGACAGCCUUUCACAUUGCUUGCCGUGAAGGAGACCACACAGUCAUAGAGCGCCUCCUGCUGGCUAACAGUGAGCUGUGGAGAACAGAGGGGAAGACCAAAAGAACACCUCUACACACAGCAGCUAUGCAUGGAUGUGAAGACGUUGUCCAAAUUCUCCUGGAGAGGAGUGAGUAUGAGCCAAACAGCAGAGACAGCUGUGGUGUUACUCCCUUCAUGGACGCAGUGAGAAGUGGUCAUAUCCCCAUUGCCCGAUUACUCCUGGAGAAACACCAGGCCUCUCCUAUGGCUGUGGAUGUGUUAGGGGUGCCUCCUCUACACCAGGUGUGUGUAACUGCCCAGGAGGGGGCCCUGUGCUACCUGGUUCAGGAGUUGGGUGUGGACGUCAACACAAAGGCCACCAAAAUGCAGCUGACAGCACUGCACUAUGCUGCUAAGGAAGGACACACUAACACUGUGAAGACCCUCCUAGAACUGGGGGCAGAUCUGUUUGCCACAGACUCAAAGGGGCGCACAGCCUUGCACAUGGCCAGUAUUGGUCAGCAUGCAGAUACGGCCGCUGCUCUGCUGGCUCUGGGGCUGAUGGACUCAGCCGACACAUCAGGCGUCAGGGCCAUACAGCUCGCCAGGAAACCCGCAGUUAAAAGCGUGCUCGAAAGCCACACCCAGAACACGCCAUGAAUACACACAAACACAAAUACGUCACACACCACGAUGAUGCACGCCAUUGACAUACACCAUGGCAUUCUGCUGCAAGUGCUCCCUAUGUACAUACAUGCAAGCAUUCAAUGUGAAUGCACUAUUGUGUGUGUUUCCAUGACACACACACACACACACACACACACACACACACACUUCAUGUUUGAUAACAUUUAGACAGAUGUCUGGGUUUUGACAUGAAAGCUGGAUCCGUUUAAUUAGACAAUGUACACAAAGUUUGCACAUGUGUAUGUUCCAUUUUCCGUUAAUCACAAGAGCAUACACACACACACACACACACACUCACAAGCAGGCUAUGCACAGAAGAUACUGUGACACCAAUCCUGUGUGUGUUGCCAUGGAAACUGUGGCGUGGAGCUGGUAACGUUUAAGAGCCACAGUGUUUUCAUUUCCUUAUCCUGUGUAUAGUCAAGCUGAGCGAGGGUUCUCAGCUAAUUCCCCUUGAGAGAUCUGUCUGACAUGGGUGGCAGCAUGUGUGGGAUUAACAGCAGCAGACUGCACCAGAUUGUGCCUCUGACCCUGGGUACUUCAGUCAUGUGACAUGCUGCUUCACUAUUGUACUACUGUCUUUGUGCGUCGCACGCCAGAAGGGUGUGUGUUUGUGUGUGUGUGUGUGUGUGUGUGUGAGAGAGUGUGAGUGUGAGUGAGUGUGUUUGAGGGAGGGAGGGAGAGAAUCCUGCUUGUCAAGACAGACCUGCUCCAGUGAUGGCCAUCUGUACAAUAAGUAAACAAUAAAAGUCU